Molecule: messenger RNA, 3879 nt
Organism: Chelonus insularis
Lineage: Eukaryota; Metazoa; Arthropoda; Insecta; Hymenoptera; Braconidae
Product: melatonin receptor type 1A-like
Exons: 4
Coding region: 575-1759 (394 amino acids)
Biological process (GO): G protein-coupled receptor signaling pathway; cellular response to hormone stimulus
Cellular component (GO): plasma membrane
Molecular function (GO): peptide binding; G protein-coupled receptor activity
Source: RefSeq, a predicted model, not a curated record
AACAUUUUGGUGUUGUGCGGUCUUUUACACGGGUGUGUACACAUGCGAGCACUGUCAUCAUUUCUAGACAUCAGUUCUCAAUCAACCAGUGGACUAGUGCGUGUUACCCGGUGAUAUUUUAUUGCUAACUUGAUAUUCCAAAAACAGGUUUUGACAUUUUAUUUUUCAUAAAUAAAAAUAGUAAAAAUUUUGUUUAAUGAUUAAAAAUAAAUUUUAAUAAUCUAUUUGAAUCAAUUAAAAAACAAAAGAUCUGCCGAACGAAUGAUCUGAAAUAUCAAAAAUAUUAAUGAAUAUCCAACUACUCUAGUUGAUGAAUUCAAAUAUUAUAAAAUAUUGUGAAAUUAAAUCUAUCCGGUAUGAGGACUUUGAUUGCAUUUGAUCGAGUUGAUGAAAAGUUUCAGAAUAAGUAAGAUUAAAUAAUUGAAAGUGCAUAAAUACAUCAAGAGUGAUUGGAAACCCUACAAGAAUGAAUUUAGAAAAUAAUAUCAAAAGUCAGAAGUUAUUUUAAAGUGUUAUGAUUACUUAUUCAUUUAUAAAAUUAUCGCAAGAAUAGAAAAUAAAACACAAUUUCAGAAUGAACGUGACAACCACAGUUACAACUGUGACAACAGUAGCUGCAAUAACGAUGACAACGAGUACUGAUCGUGAUCGUAUUACAAGUACUUUGGCUGGAAUAAUAGGAAUGGAUGUAAAAAUUGCAAUGGAUAGGGGUAAAACUAAUUUAUUUGAUGGAGAUCUUGAUGUUUCACCUGUGACACUUUCGUCUGACUGGUCGAGAGUGGCUCGACUCUUACUACUUGCUUCGCUUGCAGUUGUUGGAAGUGUUGGGAAUGUUUUUAUGAUAUCAGCUAUUAUGGUUGAGGAUCAUUUGAAGAAAAAAGGCAAUGCUUUUUUAGUAAAUGUCGCAUUGGCAGACCUAUUAGUAACUGGUUUAGUAAUUCCAGCAUCAGCAAUUGUAAUUCUUGCGGGUCAUGAAGAGUCACCGGGAAUUUGUCGAUUUGAAUGGACUCUUGAAGCUCUAUGUUUCUUGGUAACUGUGUUAACUCUCGCAACAAUAGCUGGAGAAAAUUAUGCACGGCUUUGCCUUCCUCACGACAAGUACUCUGCUCUUACUACAACUAGAGUAACAGCAACAAUAAUCACAAUUUGGGUGAUUGCUGGGAUGGUAGUAGCACUUCAAUCAUCGUUGGAUCUUGGUCCAGAUUUUUGUGGACGCAAAUUUCACGGUAUUGCUACACCACAGGUAAUAGGAGCUUGUAUUUUUGUGAUAUUUCCAGCUUUGCUGACGAUAUUUCUAUAUUUUCGACUGGUUUUACGCGUGCGUCGUGCAAUAAGGGGUUCAUUCAAGCCUCCAGCCACUUUUUCUUGGGAUUAUGAGCUCACAAAGACUAAUAUAUAUAGCUUUGUUCUUUUUACGAUCUUCUGGCUACCAUUUGGCACAUCUAUCACCAUAAGCGCUAUGAAACCCACGAGCGCAAGAGUUCUUUAUAAUCUUGCUUGGUUUGCAUUAUCCAAGUCAUGCAUAAAUAAUCUUCUUUACUGCGUUUUUGAUCGUCACUUUAGAAAUGCAUACAUCAAAUUAUUUCAUUACUGUUGUUGUAAAACAACAGUGAGCUUUUCUCGAAGACCAAGAGGCGAUGGCUCCAGAUCUUCUGGUGAUGUCAGGUUACGAGUUCACAUUAUUCAUUCUUAUGCAAGUCCUGCUUCAUGUCGUCCUAAUAUUACUCGACCCAAUGGCAGAGACGUAUAUGAACUCUAAAAAUUGUUUUUAUUAUUUUUCCGUUAGUCAAUUUUAUUUUAUAGGUUUUCUAUUACUUUCAGUAUUAACCAACUCGAUUGUUGAAUUUUCUUAUAAAUUCUGAUAAAAGCGAGUAUGUAUUGAAUUGAAUGUAUGAGCUAAGAAAGUAACUGUUGAUUGAAACAGAAUAUAUCGAAUGAACCAUUUUUUAUUGGAAUUUAUAGGAUAUUCCCUAGAUAAUUGGUAUCGUAAACUAUUAUCAAUCAACGAAUCUCCUCGCUCCGUCCACUAUAGCCAUCGACAUAAUGUUUAUUUAUUUACGAUACUUUCCAUCUCCCCUUAUUUAUUGUCUUUUAUGGUAAAAUGAAGGUGGUUCGAAAUAAAUUUCGUAAAACUUUUAUGAGAAAAAAAAACGUUGAGGGCCACACGCACUUACAAACUAAUAUAUAAAAUUAUUGACGUUUCCGAGUCCUGCGUGCAUUUAAUCAUUAGAGAUACAUGUUAAAACAAAACUACAGCUUUUUAUAGAAUGACAAUAUAAUAUUAAUCAAAUAUAUAUAUUCAUAUUUGUCAUUGUAAUAAAUUAUAAAGAUAUAUUUAAAAAGUUACUGUCUACAUAACAGAGGUCUUUUUAUUAUUUAUUGAAGAAAAGUUAUGGAAAAGCAGUUCAUCAUUUAAAACCACAUAAUGAAUGGCUUGAUAUUAUAUAUAAAUUAUUAUGAAUAAUCGACAUAAGGUAAAGAUGUCGAUGGUUACUAUGAUGUUGCUCUAAGGAGAUAAAUUUUAAUUUCUACUACAUAAUACUAGACUUGAUAUAACUUUGGAAUAUUGAUAUUUUUUUUAAACUGCUGUCAAAGUUUAAUAUAUAAUUAAUUAUAAUAUAUACAUUUUAUCACAAGAGGAUGUAUUUUACAUGCCUUUUAUAAAACUGUGAUCACCAUAAAAAUGUGAUUAUAAGACUUGUAAAAUCACAGUACCUAUUAAAAAUAUGUAUAUAUUACUAUUAUUUGGUGCCGCCCAAUGAGUAUUAGGUUGAACAUGUUUUUUCUUUAAACAAUUAAUCUGGAUAAAAUUAAAUACUAUAAAAAUCAAUUUUACUUGGUAUCGAUAUUAGUUAUUAAAAACAAGAAAAAAAGAAAUUGUGGAAUUGACGUAAAUCAAAUUGUUGGAUCAAUCAUUUAAUUUUAUUUCGACAUAUCAAUCGUGAUUUCCAGCGAACUGUCGAUGCUCUCAUUUAUUAUCCUGCCAACGAGCACAUUUAAUGAGACUGAUUUUAAUAAUUUACUCUUGAGCAGCCACAAGAUUUUAUAUAUGUAAAUGGCAGGAAGUAUGAAAAUCUAUAAAUUUUAUAAAAUGGGACCAAAAGGAAUGAAAAUAAAAAAAAAUCUUAAUCCUUUUGAUCUUAAUGUUUUACUUUAAUUUUAAACAUAUAUUUUUUUACAUUCCAACGGCAAUUUUGUAAGUAAUAUCUAAUGUACAAAUUUAAAAAAUGUUUUAAAACAGUCCAAAAAUAUUCUCGUAAUGUUUUUAUCAUUUUGGCCCAAUGCUUUUAAUAAUUUUCAAAUAAAUAGAAUACUUAAUAAAAUAAAUAUCAUAUAGUAAUAUAAGUAUGAAUAAAUAAGAAUUAUUAAAAUAUCAACUCAAUAAUAACGUAGGCACCAACAUCUAAUACUAAAUAACUCAAUAACUAAUAAGUAAAAUAAUCAAUGUUGCUAUCAACUUUUAAUUAUUGCCUAUUUCUGCGUCGUUAUGAUAAGACAAAAAAGAACACACGUUAUACAGAAAGUAAAUGAUAGAUUAUCCAACUUUUGUAUUAUAAAUGAUGAUGACUUCCAAAAGAGACAUUAUUUAUUUUGUAACUCUGAGGACCAUAUUCACAAUAAUAGUUAAACCGUCUUAAUUCUCAUAUUAAUCACACCAAAAACAAAUAAAUUAACGUUAACGUUAAAUAAGAUGUAAUGUAUAAAUAUAUGAUUAAAAUUAUAAUUGGUAUUACUAAGAUUUAUAUGUUUGUGCUAUAAUUUAUAAUAUACGAAAUUUAUUGUUAAUAGUUGAAAUCAACAUCAUAGAUUUAGGAAUAUGUAAUAAAAUAAAGAUGUUGAAAAACCAAAGAAAUCUGGAAUUAAUAUUUAAUUAUUGUG